Molecule: messenger RNA, 1287 nt
Organism: Phaedon cochleariae (mustard beetle)
Lineage: Eukaryota; Metazoa; Arthropoda; Insecta; Coleoptera; Chrysomelidae
Source: the annotation of a GenBank genome assembly
GAAAAUAUUCCUGUAGUAGUUACGUAUCUGAUGACUGCUACCGCUACUGAUGAGUGCAUCUAUUCAUAUGGGCAUUGUUGAAAUCAUAAUUAUAGCUAGAGAACUUUGCUAUAAUAUAGAAAAUCAUGGCUGAACUAUUAUCGAAACUCCAUGACGAGUUGCUUGCAAUGAAGUGCUAUCUUUGCAAGAAUGUUUUAUCGCUACCACCAAUAAUAUCGAUUUGCGAAGAUGGAAAACAAUUGAAAUGUGGAAGGUGUAAAGAUAUCAAUAUACCAUCUACUGGCAGAAACUUCACUCUGGAAAGUAUGGCGAAGUUCUUUUCAUAUCCCUGCAUCUACGAGGAUUGCAACAAAUCAAUGCCGUGGGAUGAAGUGCAAAGCCAUGAAGACAGCUGCGCCAAGAAAACUAUCAAAUGUCCAAUUUACUAUCAGGAUUGUGAGGAAAUUGUAAUGGUGCAAAAAUUGAGGGAGCACAUGGAAAACAAACAUGAAUAUAAUAUUUUCUAUGGAUCUUUCACCACUGUAAUGACAUCCGAUUGGUGUAAUAUAAUUGUUGUGAUAUACAGCGAUCAGAAGUUUCUUAUUAUGAUAAGAACUAUAUCGCCUUGCCAUAUCUACGUAACAUCGCUGAACAAUACCGAUGCAUCCUUCGAAUACGAUUUGAAAUUGUCCAGCGUUCAUAAUGACAGUCAUUCUGUCUUGAUUGAAAAUCAGACAAUAGUCAAAUAUAACGAGAGGGAUCAUUGUUUCCGAUGCAUAAGAAACACAUGUUAUGUGAAUUACCAUCCUCAUUCGAGAAUAAACGGAAAUGUUCCUGUCAAUAUGAAUUGUAAAAAGAUUGAUUUAUCCAGCAUGAAAACCUUAUUUGGUGACGUAUCUGAGAUCAGAUAUACCAUUACAUUUCAUCCAAAGGAAGGCUAUGAAGAAAACGAAAAACUGGUGGAUUGUAAAUCAGCGAUGAAAUACCAAACAAACAAGUUUCCGAUGGAAAACUGUACCAAACUUUUGAGAAGACAGUUACAGUGUCCUAUCUGCAUGAAGUAUAUGAUGGGCCAAAUAUACAACUGCAAUAUUGGGCAUGUAUUGUGCGAAACAUGUAGAGUACAGCUGAAUAAUUGUCCUCAGUGUCAAAUGGAGCUUGACAGCUUGAGAAAUCAUCCUUUGGAGCAUUUGGCUGAUGAAGUUGUGUUCCCCUGUAUAUUUUCGAAAAACGGUUGUCAUUUCAUUGGAAAAUUGCAAGCGCUUAUGGUGCACGAACAAUGCUGUGGAUUCAAAUAGAUAUUGAUUU